AACGGAAUGGCGGAGGUGGGUGAAAAGCCCCUGAAGAUAAGUGUGGAGGUUGUGGCCUAGUGGAGAGUGGAUGAGCUACAGUGAUGAAGGCCCUCGGCAGGAGAAGCGGAAGUGUUAACAGGCCUUAGAGGAGCUGAAGGAGAACGUUCGCCCCAUGAAGAUGGCAGCGCAGUCCCACAAUGCCAGUGAGCUUCCCUUGGAGGAGCUGCUGGCUCUGUACGGCUACACAGUGUCCGAUCCAGAGAAGGAGACCUGUCAGGUGGCUGCCAGCCUGCCCGACAUGACGCUGGACAAGGAUCAGAUAACUGAGAAUCUCUUUCCUGGGGAGGAGGAAGAAGAAUCGUCAGCUGAUGAUCUCACCCCUUCAGUCACCUCCAACACCUCAGAUCUGCUGCGCCGCCUCCAAGGUGGAGACAAAGACACUUUAGUCAGCUCAUCUGAGGAGGACUCGGACGAUGCCUCCGUUCCCUCCAAUGAAGAGCACAAGGAGAUCAUGGUUGGCUCUAUGUACCAGGCAAAAAUCCCUCCACUCGGUUCAUACAUCUACCAGGACAGAGCCUGCAGCAGUGAGGACCAGUUGUUGUGGAGGCCCGGUGUUCUGCCGGUGCAUGAGGUGGAGGAGUUCUUGCUGUAUGCACACAGGCCGCGUGUCCAGGAGGGAGCAGCAUGCACACGAACGCAAGGGGACACUGUCCAAGACAACGAACAGGCGCUGUAUGAACUAGUGAAAUGCAACUUCAAUGCAGAAGAGGCACUGAGACGAUUACGCUUCAAUGUUAAAGUGUUUAGCGAAGAGCUGUGUGCCUGGAGUGAGGAGGAGUGCAGGAACUUUGAGCACGGCUAUCGAGUUUACGGGAAAAACUUCCACCUCAUUCAGGCUAAUAAGGUACGAACGCGCUCGGUUGGGGAGUGUGUGGAGUAUUACUACAUGUGGAAGAAGUCUGAACGUCACGAGUACUUCACCCAGCAGGCCACCAGGCUCAGCCGCAAGAAGUACAGCCUGCAAUCAGGAAGCAUGGAGGAUGGAGACCAGGACGGGGAGGUUGGGGAGCUGGAGGGGAACAACAAUUCUUCAGGCUUGUUGUCUCACAGCUCAAUGGGCAGCGGGCAGCUGGAGUCCCCUUUGCCUCCACAGUCGAGCCUGGAUCUGGACAAACAAGGAGGAGGGCCGUCCCCGGCGCAGACGAACCCCCCGCUUUCUGUUAAAGCCGUGAACUCGGUCCAGACAGGCCUCAGAAAGCAGGCUGGGCCUGCAGAUGGCGAGCUGGUGAUGGGGCUGUCAGACUUGUGUGGCGACGGAUGUCCUCAGCAGCUGUUUGCCUGCCCCUUCUCUCUCCCGCCCAUGGACGACCUGCGGGACCCUGACUCGGGCAGUUGUUGUCCCUCAGCUCCAGUUCAGCUCCAGUCCCAGCCCCCCCCUCAGAGCUCGCAGUGGGCCAGCGGGAGCCCUCCAUCCUGCCAUGACGACCUUCACCUCCCAGGCUCCUGCUUCUACCAGCUACACAUGCACAGUGGGCCUUUUGCUUCUGAGGGCCCUGACUGCGGUGCAGCAGGCGGCGGGUCUGGCUCCCCCCAUGGGCUGCAGGUGGAAUUUAGCCUGUCUCCGUCUGCCUCACCCCCCUCAUCUGCUGUCCUCCCAACACACUUCCAGGCAUUUGGCAGCCUGCUGCACCCCUCUCCCGUCCAGCAUCCCCGCUCUCUCACACAGUGAGGGGGAAAAAUUAAAAUUGAGUGGUACCCUUCAUAGUUUGCCCUGUGUCGAGAUCUUUGAUUGGUUCGUAUUCACACUGGGCUUGAAGAAACCAGGACAAAAAGUGCAUUUACUUUGCGAAAAAGGAUUGGACCUACUACCUGUGCUGGGAGGGGGGUUACUCAUCUGUCUGAACCCUCUACUGAGACACUUGAACCCUCUAUCCAUUGUGGAAUGUUGAGUGUUUGUCACCACUUUCAGGUGUUGAUUAUGUGUUUAUUAACUGUUGAUUACCUGCACCGUGGCAAUGCUAUUGAUUGACUAUAAUUAAAACAUACUUGUGAAAGCACAGUGCAGGUGACGAGAGCUGCAGCAGCCACGCAAACAAACCACAUGCGAGUGGCCAGCAGCCUAUUUUUGAAAUGAUCAAUGCUUGACAACGUCAACCACUGUCGCUUUGUUUUUGUUUUAUUUAUCGGGAUGGAAAAGUUUGACUGCAGCUCAGAUUUCUCCCAGCUUCUUACAGGAAGAGCGUCAUGUGUUUUUACAUAUGUUUUUUUUUGCCGCUGCAGCCAUCUGAGAUCUGUCUCUGGAGAGCACCACAGAGUAAAACCUGUCCCUUCAAUGGUGUAGGAUACUUCAUUUUCAGACAUUAAGUCUGUAAUUGGCUCCUCGUCCUCAGUCUCACGUCUGGUUUGUUUUCACGCCCUGCCUCCACCUGUCUGAAAGCUCUUGUCAGACGAGUCACUCAUGUGAAGAGCUGAUACAAUCUCUGAGGUUGAGAUUUGAACACGGUCGCAGGAAAAGGAGCACAAAAUUCUUUCUGCAGGUUUUAUUUGUAAUUUUGCUUCUGUGGAAGUUUUCGUCUUCAUUUUGAAGAUUCACAGAGAGAUUUCUAAAGCUUCAGUGCUUUGUCAUCAUUUCUGACCACCUUUUUCUAUCAUGUUGAAUCUUUAAUACCAUUGAGAGCCUGUUCGACAUGCAGAAUAGGCACACAAUAGAAUAUGUCAAUGUAAAACGUACAUGAGAACACGACUAAGUCACUGAAUGCAAACACAGUUUCUCAGGUUCUGUUACUUUGAUGAUCUCCAAGACCGUGAAUCAUUGAGAGUCGGACACUAUCACUCCGGACAGAUCCGAUAAAAAGAAGUGAUUGUUAUUAAAGGUUUACUGGAUAAAGACGCAGCUUGGUAUGAAAGUAAAACGUGAAAUUUAAAGUUCUGGCACCUUCUGUUUGCUUCUUACAGCCGAGUAAUGUCCAGUCAGCAAACACGUGUGAACAACGGUACAACAAUGAUAUUUUUAUUGGCCGAGUGCAACAGAUGCCAACUGCGUUGUGGAUUAAACAAAUGAUUUUUCUCUGAAAUGUUUCCUUCACUGACGUCUCCCAGACACAAUUAAAUAUACUGAUCACACCGUUAAUAUUUCUAAUAAUAAUAGAUUUUAUUGUGCCAAUCUAUCAGGACGAUCCUCAACUUUUUGUGACCCACAAUUCUCAUGGGCAGAUCAUUGAGAGUUGUCAUAUGAGUUUUGAGAAUUGCAAAGUUUUAUAUUCUCAGUUUAGUUUUAACAUCUCAUAACAUUUCAUGUCUUCUCUAAAGCACAGAGGGAGCUUCAAGUGAAUUAGUGCAGAUCUAAUUUUGUACUGUAUUAAAUCUGCAGUUUCAUAUUGAAAGAAUCUACCAGUUCAAGGUGAAGAGAAUCUGGUCAAUGAGAAUCAUGUAUCCAUUGUGAUCAUAUGUGUGAAUACAGUAAAAAUUAUUUGAUUAUUUAAAAAUAUGUAAGACCAGAUGGAUCAUAUGGGGAGCAAUUUCAUACAUUAUUAGUAAUUCCAUAAAAUAAUGUGUUGAUUUGUGUAUUCAUACACACAUAUAAGGUAUUUUUCUUAUAUGUAACAGCUCAUUUUACUGUUUCUAAAGAGGUAAAGGAGAAGUUACAGGGAAGGAAAGGAUUAAGCUCCACGUUGUUCUUUCCAUCUGUCCUUCUAUUUAUUCUUUAUUUCUGUCUAUAAAUGUAGGAGCUCUUCCUGUAAUGCCUGUUAAAAGAUCAAUGAUUGUUUUGCGAUGCCUCCACGGCGACGACAGCCGUGGCUGGAGGGAUCAUAUUUUCAGGUUGUCCGUCCAUACGUCCCAUCCUUGUGUGUGUAUGCGAUAUCUCAGGAAUGACCGGAGGGAAUUUCUUCAAAUUUGGCAUAAAUGUGACCCAAUCACUUGGAAUCAAGGAUGAGCUGAUUGGAUUUUGGUGGUCAAGGUCACUGUGACCUCACAAAACAUAUACAGAAGAAGAGAUUGUGAGCAUAUUUCACAUUUGAUCAGAUACUGAAUUGGUCAUACUAAUCUUUGGUGUCCACCUUAAAACUGUGCUGAUUGUAUAGAUCUUCUGCGCUGUUGGGUUGAAGGUGUGUGUGAAGUAUCCACAUUUUGGAGUUUGUAGCUUCUUUGCAGCAACAUCCAUAUUUGAAACAUUUUAGUCCAGCACAUGAUCAUUGUCUUAGCUGAUGGUGAGCUUCAGGUGAUUGUUUUUGCACCAUGUGAUGAAGCUCGCUAUCAGCCCUCUGUACUCCUCUGUAAAAAUAUCCUGUAAGUGAAGACAGCAUGUUUCUCACUGGAAAUUAUUCACUGGAAUCAUACAUGUCGUUAUAGUGAUAACUUCCAUUUUGCCAAAAAUUACACUUAAUACCUUUCAUUAAUUCCUAAGUUAAGUCUUCACUACAUGUAUUAUGUGAGUCUGGACAGACGUGGAUGUAAACUGCAACUGGACUGGUGGGCAGAGACGUUAGUUUGAGGUUUUUUCUGUUUACAUGAACGGGAUUCAGGACAAGACCAUGAGGGCAGGAACAGGCGCUGAAUCACUGCCUUUUGUUAAUUAGUUAUUUUUACUCCUAUUUUUAGCAAUUUAUAUAUUGUACUGCUUCUGUUUUGUUUGUUUAUAAUUAUAUUUUGUAAAAAAAAAGCAACGAUUAAAAUGAAAUGGG
This is a messenger RNA of Chelmon rostratus (copperband butterflyfish), 4664 nucleotides long. It is a transcript of the gene mier2, whose product is annotated as mesoderm induction early response 1, family member 2. Gene Ontology annotation, cellular component: nucleoplasm. Gene Ontology annotation, biological process: negative regulation of transcription by RNA polymerase II. The transcript is spliced from 13 exons. Gene Ontology annotation, molecular function: histone deacetylase binding; transcription corepressor activity. NCBI's taxonomy places the organism in Eukaryota, Metazoa, Chordata, Actinopteri, Chaetodontiformes, Chaetodontidae. The coding region runs from base 155 to 1711 and encodes 518 amino acids. The record is from RefSeq and is a predicted model, not a curated record.